GGUCUACAGAGAUGUGCCAAGGUUGCAUAAUACUAGCCUUAAAAAAAUAAAAAAUAAAAAAAUAAGUGUCAGCUCUUACAAUUAUUGGAGAUUAUAGCGAACAUGGGGCAGGAGUGGUAUGAAGAGACAAUAGGCUUUUUAUUUGGGUGGCGAUGAAUGGAUGAAGUGAUAAAAAGAGGCAUUAAAUGCGCUCAGAUCUGCAGGAAAAGCGAGGCAGUUACAAUAUCUGGUUUUAAAAUAUAUUUACCUUUUUUUAAAUAUGAUUUCAGUUCGAAGUCAUUUUUGCAUAUGUAUAAUGAGGCAAUUUUUAAUUUUCCCCUCCCUUAUAUUAACUUAAUCAAACGAAAAUGACAAGAUUGUUUUGUCUAUUGGCGUCAUAAUGAUUAAUAUCACUUCUAUGUUUUGGUUGCUUUUGUUAUAGUGGUGUAAUGUUGUGAAAUAGCAGUCUUAGCCAGUUAUCUUUUUCCAACUCUGACUUUGUAUUAAAAGCGUUUCUGAUAGCUCCUCGGAUGCUCCCACCCCUCGCCUCACGUAAUUCAUCUUCUUGGCCAAUCCUGUCCCUCCCCAAAAAGUUUACGCCAUGCAGCCUAUAAGAACUGCCAAAGUUUCUCAAGUAUCAGAAAAGACUUGUCCUCCCAGGAACUCAUCUAUGGAUACUUUGGUGUCUUCAAAGCCACACACGCCUACAAGUGGACUAAUUCUUUGACUUCAUGAGAGGGAAAUAAUUUUUUUGGGACCCUAUCUGGCCGCCAUCUACCCAAGUGGAGAUGUCUGAGGAAAAUCUGGGGGAAGAGUCGAGCAGCUCCCCUGUCUCUCCUGUGGACAGCCUGAGCAACAGCGAGGGGGAGCUGGACAGACAACCGAAGAGAUGUGGGAGGAAGAGGAGACCAGGCAGGAAAAACGGGGAGGACUCAGAUAGCCCGACCCCUGGGAAAAGAGGGAAGAAGUCCAGCAGCAGCAGCCCACAGUCUUUCGAGGAGCUCCAAUCGCAGCGGGUCAUGGCCAACGUCCGGGAGCGACAGAGGACCCAAUCUCUCAACGAGGCGUUCGCGGCUUUGCGGAAAAUUAUCCCCACUUUGCCCUCGGACAAACUCAGCAAAAUACAGACCCUAAAACUUGCAGCCAGAUACAUCGACUUCCUCUACCAGGUGCUGCAGAGCGAUGAGCUGGACUCCAAAAUGUCAAGUUGUAGUUAUGUGGCUCACGAGAGGCUGAGCUACGCCUUCUCUGUAUGGAGGAUGGAGGGCGCUUGGUCCAUGUCAACAUCUCACUAGCAUCUGGAGAAAUUAUGCCCAAAAUGGUGACUGCUGAAUCUACUUAUCACACUCUGACGGGACAAAUCUGGAGUCCAGUGCUGGAUACAUGGGAUCACUCUAUUUAAGCCAAAGACGACAUAAGGUCUGGGGGAUGAUUCCUGCAGAGGCCCAACAGGGACUUGCAGCCGUGUGUUAGCUCCAUACACCCCAUUCUGAUGUGUUUUCAUGUUGUUGACGACGAAUGUUGAAAAUAUCAUGUUUUUUUUUUUGUUUUUUUUUUAAAGCAAAGAUUUUUUUUUUUUUUUUUUUUUUAAUUCAUGCCUUUGGACUUAUUUCUGCAGGUCAAAGUGCAUUGUUGAAGCAGUUGUCUCAGUAUUUUGGUGUGAGACUGUCAACUGGUGGUGUAGCUCACAUUACAGACUGACUGUGUGGACCUAACCUGUGCAAAGAAAAAAAAAAAAAAAUUCAGAAUACAUUUAUUUAUUUAUUGGUGAAACGUGUUGCAUUGAGGAAUGGAUCCUGUGUCUGAAAUUCAAAUACAUUCCUAUUUUUUAUUAUCGUUUUUGUAAAUGUUUGUAUAUUUUUUGCAUUAAACAAAAUGACG
Messenger RNA from Seriola aureovittata, 1860 nucleotides. It is a transcript of the gene twist1b, whose product is annotated as twist family bHLH transcription factor 1b. Bases 768 to 1274 code for a protein of 168 amino acids. The transcript has 2 exons. Gene Ontology annotation, biological process: developmental process; regulation of transcription by RNA polymerase II. Gene Ontology annotation, molecular function: DNA-binding transcription factor activity, RNA polymerase II-specific; RNA polymerase II transcription regulatory region sequence-specific DNA binding; protein dimerization activity. The record is from RefSeq and is a predicted model, not a curated record. Lineage: Eukaryota; Metazoa; Chordata; Actinopteri; Carangiformes; Carangidae.